AUGGGCUUCACCAGAGGCGGACCUGUGGUUCAGCACCCCUUCGGAACCGGAGAAGAGAAGAAGAUCUUUCCUUACUUCCAUCCGCACACCCUUUUGGGAAACAAGUUUCUCCCCCUUAGGGGAGCACCCCACAGAGGGCCUGGAUGUUACACAACAGAUACUAGGUAUGACUGGGUACACAACCUCUCCAAAAUCCCGACCAGUAAAAAAGGAUAUACUUUGGGAGCCAGAACAGCCAUGAGGUUUAAGCCGAAUAAGGAUCUGACACCUCACCCAGGCACGUACCAGACAAUAAAUCUUCAGGAGGGAAAACGAAAACAAAGUUUUGCUCCAUUUAAUGUCAUGUUGCCUCGAUUUAUAACUCACUCAAAGGACAUGAGUUAUCCUGGCCCUGACAUGUACAACCCGCAGAUAAAGCCACCCGCAAAAGUCACCUGGCCAAUGAAAUUUGGAUCUCCAGACUGGGCUCAGAUUCCAUGUCUGCAGAAAAGGACCCUAAAAGCUGAGCUGCCCAGCGACAGGGACUUCAAAAGACAUCGGAACCGUAUGGCCUACUUGAGCCUGUUUUACGGUUCAGAAGCUGGGUCUUCCUCCACAUGCUCCUCCUGACCACAGCGUCUCCCAGAUGGAGGACGGAGCUGCUCCUCUCCCCUGCACUGUGUGGUCUGCUCCUCGGCCAGCCUGAGGCCCAGGGCGGGGCAGGGGGCCCUAAGUACCCCGUGAGAGCAUAAAGGCCGGUUUGGCUUUGUAUUUUGGCCCUCACAGCACCUAUUUGAAAUGCGAAGGUUUCUUUUUUCUCUCUCCAACAUUCUGAAGUUGGGGAUUGGUCUGGUUCAUGUUCUUUUCCAGAAUGGAGAGAGGAAAGCGCUGGAGUAGAGUGCGGGGAGGGGGGAUGACCUCGGGUGGAGGCCUCCCAUAGAUCCCACCCCGGCCUCCGGUCUGUGCUGAAGCCGGCUGCGCACAGACCUACUCUCCC
This is a messenger RNA of Myotis daubentonii (Daubenton's bat), 976 nucleotides long. RefSeq names its product ciliary microtubule associated protein 3 (gene CIMAP3). Gene Ontology annotation, molecular function: cytoskeletal protein binding. NCBI's taxonomy places the organism in Eukaryota, Metazoa, Chordata, Mammalia, Chiroptera, Vespertilionidae. Gene Ontology annotation, biological process: regulation of cell projection organization. The record is from RefSeq and is a predicted model, not a curated record.